GGCGAAGGCGGACGUAUGACGUCACCGUUGAAGCUGGAAGGUGUUUAUUGUUCCUUCUCGUUCAGCGAAAGAAAGGGGGUGGCAAAAGCGGAGGUAAACGAAUAUCACGGGCAUUUCUCGGAGGGCUGCAAGUAGCACUGUUUAAUAGAAUUAAACAGAAUAAAGGCCAAGACUGUAGACACAGCGUUCAUUGGCCAUGGCAUACGCGUACCUCUUCAAAUACAUCAUAAUCGGAGACACGGGCGUGGGGAAAUCAUGUUUACUACUACAGUUUACAGAUAAGAGGUUUCAGCCAGUGCACGAUCUCACUAUUGGUGUUGAAUUUGGGGCACGGAUGAUCACUAUUGAUGGGAAACAGAUUAAACUUCAGAUCUGGGAUACAGCAGGUCAGGAGUCAUUCCGGUCCAUCACCAGAUCCUACUACAGAGGGGCUGCCGGAGCCCUGCUGGUGUAUGACAUCACAAGAAGGGACACCUUCAACCACCUGACCACUUGGUUAGAAGACGCUCGACAACAUUCCAACUCCAACAUGGUUAUCAUGCUCAUAGGGAACAAAAGUGAUUUGGAGUCUCGGAGAGAGGUGAAGAAGGAGGAGGGUGAAGCCUUCGCCAGAGAACACGGUCUUAUCUUCAUGGAGACCUCCGCCAAGACGGCGUCAAAUGUAGAAGAGGCGUUCAUCAACACAGCCAAGGAGAUCUACGAGAAGAUCCAGGAAGGGGUCUUUGACAUAAACAAUGAGGCAAAUGGCAUUAAGAUCGGUCCUCAGCACGCUGCCACCAAUGCCAUGCUGUCAAGCAGUCAGGGGGGACAGCAGGCUGGGGGGGGUUGUUGCUGAGCCCUUCUUUCUGCCUGUACCCCCCCCCUCCCGGCUGGGCUCACCUACCCCCCCCUCCCCAGACCUCCCCGUAACCCUCUCCCAACCUCCCCGCCACCGCCCGGCCAGCGCAGACCACUCGCGUAACAGAUGGCUGUCCGUCAACAAGCCUCGGUCCUCUGCAGCCCCCGUCAAACUGGACGUCUGUUCCGGGCCCACAGCAGAUACGGCUACUGUUCACACGCAAGACACAAAUCUGAGGAUUCACAGUGCUUUUCAUUUGAUUUCUCAGUCCAGUCGUGAUCCAUCAUGUCUUAUUUCUUUUUGUUUUGUUUGUUUACUUGUUAUUUUGUGCCCUCUUUGACUUCCAAACUGAAUUGUAUUAAACACUACAAGGUCAUCUGAGUAUUUUAAUGGGUUCAUGUGAGUGAAGUCUUUCUGGCUAAAAUAAUUAUCAGCAGGGGCCACAUCAGCAGUUCCAGCCAUUUUCAAAAAUGAAGAAGUGGAAAGGAAAAAAAGCAGGACUAUUUUAAUUCUGUAUUUAUCAUUUACCUUCUGUAUAUAUAGUCAUAAUUUCUUGCUUUGGUGUAUAUUGACCAAGCUAGAGUUCUUUAAUGAAUUUGCUGAAAUUAUAUACUGUACAAUUAGAGCUUGAAACUGCAACAGUAUUGCUGUAGUCCCCAAACCUGCUUUUGACACCAUUUUUAAAAUCCUGUUUUACAUUACACUCUUUUAGUUCGUUCUGACACCCGCACCCCCUCGCCUCAACCCCCACCCCCCCCUUCCUCCCGAAACUCGCUCUGUGUAUUGUGACGAUGGCUCAAUAUUCUAUCUAUUUUAAUGCCAAAUUUUUGUGUUUACCUGUGUUCUGUAAUCACAUCUACAGAAGUGGACCACCUCCCCGCAGAGAAGAAUAAGCUGAUUGCCUUAAAAAAGCAGAUAUUUUAGUGGUACAUUAAAAUAAAUAAAAAAUUAUCGCAGUGGAUUGAUACUAACGACGCGAUAUGGAAAUGUUACGUUUCGUAUCAGAACUUCAGGUUCAGGUUACUCUGUGAUGGACGCCGGCGCAGGUGAACGUGACCGUAGUCGUGUGAGCGGGACUGCGAAGGCGGGAUUUAUUUGGCCGUACGCGGCCCGUUCAGAGAUGUGUGGUGAACACCUAGUCUAAAGUGAAAGGUAGUGUAUGUAAGAGCCAAACCUGGACCAUCUUUGUGACCUCUCCCAACUUUAUUUGCUGUGUUGGUUCUUCUUAAGAUGACAUGUUAAAACAAUAAAAAAAAAUCCUGUGGUUUAAAUGA
Molecule: messenger RNA, 2112 nt
Organism: Conger conger (European conger)
Lineage: Eukaryota; Metazoa; Chordata; Actinopteri; Anguilliformes; Congridae
Product: ras-related protein Rab-2A-like
Exons: 8
Coding region: 197-835 (212 amino acids)
Cellular component (GO): Golgi apparatus
Molecular function (GO): GTP binding; GTPase activity
Source: RefSeq, a predicted model, not a curated record